AUGGUGUCUUGGAAGGAAUCAGAAUUUGUCGUCAAGGAUUCCCAAAUAGGAUUGUAUUCCAGGAGUUCCGUCAAAGAUAUGAAAUUCUUGCUGCUGGUUCUAUCCCAAAGGGCUUUAUGGAUGGCAAACAGGCCUGCAUACUUAUGGUAA
Molecule: messenger RNA, 150 nt
Organism: Staurois parvus
Lineage: Eukaryota; Metazoa; Chordata; Amphibia; Anura; Ranidae
Source: the annotation of a GenBank genome assembly